Molecule: messenger RNA, 3701 nt
Organism: Pectinophora gossypiella (pink bollworm)
Lineage: Eukaryota; Metazoa; Arthropoda; Insecta; Lepidoptera; Gelechiidae
Exons: 1
Biological process (GO): DNA integration
Molecular function (GO): zinc ion binding; nucleic acid binding
Source: RefSeq, a predicted model, not a curated record
UAAAAAUGUCUAGUAAUUUGGGAAUUUUAACGGUCUUUGACCAUAAUGUGCACCAAUGGAAUACUUACAAAAGUCGACUUCGACAGUGGUAUAUUGCAAAUGACAUAACAAAUACGAACGACGCAGCAGGAACAAAGAGACGAGCCGUGUUGCUAAGCGCACUCACGGAAGGUACCUACAAGUUGGCAGCGGAUUUAGCCCUGCCAAAGGACUUACAAGAGAUACCUUAUGAAGACAUUUUGACACUGCUGGACAAUCACUUCACGCCAAAACGUUUGGGGUUUGGCGAAAGGCACAAUUUUUACGCAGCAACACAACAACCCGGGGAAACGCACACACAGUGGGCAGCCCGACUUCGCGGGCUGACAGCUCAUUGCAGCUUUAACAACGUCGAGGAAGCCUUGCGUGAUCGCUUCAUAAUGGGUAUGGCACCAGGGCUAGAGAAGGAGAAGCUGUAUGCACUAGACAUAACGCAGCUAACGCUGGCCAAAGCUGUGGAGCAAGCGGAGACCGUACGAUGCGCGCGAGCCGGCGCAGCCGCCGCCGCGGCGAACCCAGCGACGAUGCCCGAGCAGCUGUUUAAGAUUGAGAAAAGUGAUAAAAGUAAGGCCAGUGCGGGAAAAGUUAAAUGUGCAGUGUGCGGGUAUAAUAAUCACAAAAGUAAUGAGUGUCGUUUUGCUAAUUACGUUUGUAAGCGGUGUAACACGAAGGGUCACUUGCGUAGGAUGUGUCCUAAUAAGAUAAACUACGUAAAUACGGGUGCCGGAGGCGAAAGCGACGAUGACGGUGAGUUAUAUAAUAUCCGUUCAUUCAAAGGUGAACCUGUUGUGGAAUCUGUUUGCGUUAAUGGACGUAAAUUUCAAUUCGAAAUUGAUAGCGGGUCGGCUGUUACGGUCAUCUCGGAAAGUAUGUAUAAUACUCAUUUUAAGGCUGUACCAUUGUCGACUACAAGGAAGAAGCUAAUGACCUACACCGGUAACAACAUAAUGUGCGUAGGUUGUAUUCGAGUGAAUAUAUCAUAUGCGGGAAUGACUCACCCGCUCGAUGUAUAUGUAGUACGAGAAGGCGGGCCGCCGCUGUUGGGCAGGGACUUUAUGUCUUUAUUUAAAUUGCAGUUCAUUACAAUUAACUAUUGUCAAUAUUCUGACCUUACAAUGGAACAGUUGCAAGGACAAUAUCCAGAACUUUUCUCCGAAAAACUGGGUGAAUUUAAUAAAUAUAAAAUAAAACUGUUAUUAAAAGACAACUCAAAACCAGUUUUUAUGAAAGCCCGGCCCGUCGCCUUUGCCCUGCGGGAAAAGGUGGGGAUAGAACUAGAUAGACUAGUUCAGUUAGGUAUUCUUCAGCCUGUCGAAUAUGCUGAAUAUGCAUCUCCGAUAGUACCUGUUCUUAAGCGAAACGGCUCAGUAAGAAUAUGCGUAGAUUAUUCGGUCACAAUAAACAAACAACUGUUGGUAGAACAAUAUCCUCUGCCAACUAUUAGGGAGUUGUUUUCAAAAUUGCAUGGCGGGGAAACCUUUUCCAAAUUAGAUUUAUCCAUGGCGUACAAUCAAUUUAUGUUAGAUGAGGAGUCGCAACGUCUAACGUGUAUCAAUACACAUCGAGGACUUUUUAAAUACACUCGGUUGGUAUUUGGCCUUGCAAGUGCUCCUGCGAUAUUUCAGCGUGCCAUGGAAUGUUUAUUGUCUGGAAUGAAUGGCGUAGUGUGUCUGCUAGAUGAUAUUCUUAUAACAGGUAAGAAUAAAGAGGAACAUCUAGAAAGGUUACACGCCGUACUCCAAAAACUUCAAAGUUCAGGGUUAACUUUGCAAAAAGAAAAAUGUGAUUUUUUUAAACAUGAAAUAAAUUACUUGGGCUACGUAGUUGACAAAACUGGAUUGAGAAAGUCACCGGAAAAAGUUGCAGCAAUUUUAGAGGCCCCGAUACCGACUAACAUCAGUCAACUUCAAUCAUUUUUAGGCCUCGUAAAUUAUUACAGGAAUUUUGUAAUCGGUGCCUCAAGUAUACUAAGCCCGUUAUAUGAUUUAUUAAAAAAAGGUCACAAGUGGUGUUGGAGUACUGUCCAUAAUAAAGCGUUCAAGACAAUUAAAAAAUGUCUGGCUUCAGACCAAGUACUAACACAUUACAAUCAAAAUGCAAAGUUAAUCCUGACUGUAGACGCGUCUCCUAGUGGUUUGGGAGCUAUAUUGUCGCAAGUCGGAAAAGAUGGCCAGGAGAAACCUAUUUCUUUUGCGUCACGAACACUGAGUACAGCGGAGAAAAGGUAUGCGCAGAUACAGAAAGAAGCGACCGCAAUCAUUUUUGGAGUGCGGCGCUUCCAUCAGUAUUUAUACGGAAGAUCAGAGCCAUUCACAUUACGUACUGAUCAUAAACCCCUUAUAUCCAUUUUCGGUCCGCAUAAAGGCAUUCCAGAGGUAUCGGCUAAUCGCUUGCAAAGGUAUGCAAUGUUUUUAUGUGGAUACAACUAUACAAUUGAAUAUAUACGCAGCUCUGAUAACAGCGCGGAUUACCUAUCGCGCGCCAGUCUGCCGCCGCCGCCGCAGGAUGCGCACAACCAGUCCGCGGGCGCGCCGCAGCUAAACUCGGAUGAUGCGGCUUCAAUAGAUCGCGCAGCUUAUGUCUGUUUCGUAGUAGAAGGUAAUAUGCCGAUAACGGUAAAAGUUUUAAGCGAAGAAACAAAUAAGGACGUGUUAUUAAGUCGCGUAAAGGAAUACAUUGCGGGCGGUUGGCCGAAAAAAAUAUGUGAUCAGGGAAUCAAACCUUAUCACAUGUGUAGAACACAACUUGCAAUAGAAAAUGGAUGUAUUAUGAGGGGACAUAAGGUUGUUAUUCCGGAAUCAUUGCGUAACAAAAUAAUGUCUGAUUUACAUACGUCACAUUUAGGGAUUGUAAAAACAAAGUCAGAAGCGCGUUCACGAUUUUGGUUCCCUGGCAUAGACGAGGCGAUUGAAAAAAUGAUAGGUACAUGUGGCGUAUGUAUCCAACUGCGACCUUCGCCCGCGCGCGCGCCUGUUUCGCCGUGGGAGAAACCCCCCUAUUCCUUCCAUCGGCUACAUGUGGAUUUUCUUGGCCCAAUAAAUGGUCGAAUGUAUUACAUAAUAGUUGAUGCGUAUAGUAAGUGGGUUGAGGCCUACGAAAUGAAUAACACAACUACUUCCGUUGCGGUGAUCGAAAAAAUGUGCGAUUUUAUAUCUAGGUUCGGCUUACCAAAGGUUGUAGUUAGUGACAAUGGUACAGCUUUUUGUUCCAAAGAGUUUAAAAAAUUUUGUGAUCUAAACGGGAUCUCACACUUAACAACACCGGCUUAUCAUCCAGCAAGUAACGGCCAAGCCGAAAGCUUUGUAAAAAUAGUUAAAAAAGGAAUAAAAUCAAGUGUACUAGAAGGUCGUAAUGUCAAGGAAAGUAAGUUAAAGUUAUGCAGAUAUCUCAUGGACUACAGGAAUUCAAUACAUUCCACCACAGGGUUGUCACCAGCGCAAAUGGUUUUCGGUAGGAAAUUAAAAACACGAAUGGAUUUAUUUGACCCUAAAUCGUCGCCGCUUUCGUCACCAACACAAAUUAAUCAUCACUUGAAUGCACAGUGUACGCAAACUAAAACUCAAAAUGAAUCUAAGUGGCAGAAAUUAAAAAAAGGAGAUUUAGUAUUAUAUAAAAAGUAUCAAAAUAAGAAUAGUUACUGUUGGUGUAAGGGAGUGAUUGAA